Anoplophora glabripennis (Asian longhorned beetle) is the source of this 3291-nucleotide messenger RNA. RefSeq names its product tripartite motif-containing protein 2. The record is from RefSeq and is a predicted model, not a curated record. Gene Ontology annotation, molecular function: translation repressor activity; zinc ion binding; ubiquitin protein ligase activity. Gene Ontology annotation, biological process: protein polyubiquitination; proteasome-mediated ubiquitin-dependent protein catabolic process; negative regulation of translation. The coding region runs from base 250 to 2361 and encodes 703 amino acids. The transcript is spliced from 10 exons. Lineage: Eukaryota; Metazoa; Arthropoda; Insecta; Coleoptera; Cerambycidae.
UUUAUUUAGUUUUUUGACGAUUUUUGAAGACGUGUGGUAGUAUUUAGUGCAAAUUUAUAGACUCAAAACUCAAAAGAUUGCUAAAGCGAUUAUAUAAGAUGCUGCGGUAACAAAUACAACUGGCCGCGCAUUGGUUCUUUUGUUCCUGCGCCUGCCGACUACGACCGCGAUAGCCAGGUUUAUCAACUCCUGGCGCCGUUUGAAAUGUGAUAAGGCCAAAAAGGACAAAUUGGUUCUCACCGCCUCUGCAUGUUCUGCUGCUCGAGACUGACUAGAUUGGGGGAGCGGAUGGUCAGCAUGAAUUCAACUCUUGUUGAAACUGUCAGCAUAAACUAUGAGGAUUUCAACGAGAGUUUUCUUACAUGUGGGACGUGCUUGUAUGGCAUUUGGAGUGGUAUGUACGAUGGCCAGGAGCAUACCCCAAAGCUGUUGCAGUGUUCUCAUACGGUAUGCCUGCACUGCCUGACCAGAAUAGCUGCCUCCCAGACCAGAGACACCGGUUCCUUUCGAUGUCCAAUAUGCAGGGAACUGAUAACUAUACCGAGAGGAGGGGUGUCCGCCUUACCCCCGUCCUUCCUCGUCAACCAACUGUUAGAUCUGAUGUCCAGGCAGAGGAGAGAAGUCAUUCCAAAGUGUUCGGUCCAUAUCAAUCAGGAGCUGCUGUUCUGUGAGACUUGCGAUACGGUUUUCUGUACCUUGUGCACGGGGGGUUCCCACAAUGAUACGGCCAACAGUUGCGAGCAUACCAUCAUACCCUUUUCCAUUGCUAUCAAGAGGAUGUCCGAGAUUUUGCUGUACAAGGCUAACGAGUGUAUAUCAAAACUGACUCAAGCCCAAGAAGGGGUGAGUGCAGAAUUGACCAAGCUGGAUUUGGCGAAAGAGACCUGCCUCGAACAAAUCAACACAACAUUCCAGCAAAUCCAAACAUUAAUGGACCAGAGGAAGCAAGAAAUCAUCGACAAUGUAAAUUCUGUGUGUUCUGAAAAGAGACGGGUUCUGGAGGAGCAGCAUUCUCUCAUAGAAAGUGAAAAAAAUAAGGUUGAGCAGGAGUGUCAGGGACUGCAGUACCAGGUGGAAGUGCGAAACAUAACUCAACGAAUCGAAAUACUGUCGGAAAAACUGGAUGCCACCACUUCCUUAGGCGAGCCGAGGGAAAACGCCUUCCUUACCUGUGACUUCAAGCUGAACGACAGCCUAGAACAAAUACAACAACAUCUGAGUGUCCUAGGCAAGGUUCGGACAAGCACAACAUUCCCCAGUCUGUGCUCCGCUCAUUUAGAAGGUGAAGUGAUUGCCGGCAUAGAGAACUACGUGACGCUGAAAACGGUGGAUUACCACGGCAAUGCCAGGAAGAACGGAGGCGAUCCGGUGGAAGCCGAGCUGCUAGAAGUCACUGCGGACGAAUCGGAUCGGAGCUGCCCACAGCGAGUCGUAGACUGUGAUGAUGGUACUUACAAGAUCUAUUUUCGGGCCACGAACGCUGGCCGGUACGGAAUCAAGAUAUCUGUGAUCGAUAGGCCCAUAAAAGACAACCCGCUGUACUUCGACGUCACCGAACAUAACAACCCUGUGUGCGUUUACGGCUCCAGGGGCAGCGGGAAGGAUGAAUUUAUGCAGCCUGUCGCAGUAGCCAUAGACGAGAGGGAUCAGACUGUUUACGUGUUGGAUACCGGCAAUUCCAGGGUGAAGGUAUUGAACGAAGAGCUCGAGUUUGUUAAGCACGUUACGAAUGAAGGAUUACUCGGAAGGAGUUGCACAGGUAUUGCAAUAUCGAACGAGGGUCUAGUCGUGGUAAAUUGGAGAAGUAAAUACAUCACCGAGAUGACGACAGACGGAGAAACUAUCAAAUACUUCACUUACAAUGCAUUCCAAGAGCCCAUAGACGUGGCUGUGGAUAAGAGCUAUGGGCACGUUUUGGUUGCAGAUAACGGUAUGAGUUGCGUGUUUGUGUUCGAUGCGGAAGGCAAAAUCCUUUUUCAGGUUGGUAAAAAAGGAACAUUUAGUCUCAUUUCAUCUGUCACUGUAGGGCCCUUAGGGGAAAUAAUAGUUGCAGAUUCAAGGAUACAAGCGUUCUCGGCAAAGGGCGAUUUUAUGGAGGUGGUGUACGAUGAAGGCAGAGGUAAGGGGCGCUAUGGCGGCAUAACCAUAGACCCCGACAGCAAAAUACUCGUCAGCCGGACUGAGCAGAAGGGUAGGACCUACGUCCAGCUCCUCUCGCUCACCGACAGUUCUCUAAAUCAGUGCAUCGACUCGCACGACGCUAAACUGAAGCGGCCAAGCGGGCUGGCCACCACAAACGAUCACCACGUCAUCGUAGUGGACCUAGGCAAUAAUUGCAUAAAGAAAUAUCGAUAUUGGUAGUGAAUUUUUUUCUUAAUGCACGCGGUUGCUCAGCUUAAGGUGUUGCCUCUUUGGUUAUUAAUGAGUAUCGAAGCUCUCAUUAUCCACCCACAAAGUUUAUGAAAACAACACAGUAACGUAACGUAAAGAAUUAAAAUUUGCAUAUUUACUGCUCGUUUCGUAUGGUAAAUACAGGAUAAUAAAAGUUAUAUUAAGAUGCAUUGAAAUGUCCAUUUAUCGUCUAUGCAAUACAUUUUUAUUAUGUACACUAUUUUAAAUCAUCAGCAUAAUUACCUAGCAGCAGGAGUGGGCAGUUUGAAGCUUUUAAUGCUGAAAGUGUAAUAUUUUAACGGGGAAGUGGAUUAUAUAUAAAAUUUCGGCAAGGAAAAAAUUAAUAUUAAAAAAUAGAGAUGACUAACAUUCUCUUGUAAAAAAAAAAGAUUUUGGACUGCUGCAAGGAAACGUUUGCCGAUCCCUGAGUAUUACAGUAAAAUAUUCACUCAUAUGUUGCAAAAUGUGGCGCAAUUUUUUAUUUUCAUAUUUUUUUUUAUACUCGAGCUGUUGUAAAGUGCAUUUUUGACAUUUAAAGAAACUUAAUGUAAUUAAUUAUAUCAUAUUUCUCUAUGUGACUGCCAAUAUUUUUUUGCCAUGUUUUUAUGUGUUUUUUUUUAUCUCUUUUAUGUACAUAAUGUAUAUUAAUCGAUUCCUUGGUCCUUAAUUAUUAUCAUAGAUCUGUAGGCUUAAAUUAUUCUUUUUAAGAACUGUUUUGAAAACAUGUUAUUUAGCCUAAAACAUCUCUUAAUUUGUACUUAUUAGGUUGUAAAUUUGUCUUUUGUAAAUUUUAUCCUCGUGGCAUAUAUUUUUUUGUACAAAUGUAUCUUUCUAGUCAUUAGUCUGUAUUUUUAUAACUUGUACGUAUUUUUUUGUACAUACUGAAUAAAUAUAAUUCAA